Hippopotamus amphibius kiboko is the source of this 6304-nucleotide messenger RNA. It is a transcript of the gene GUCY1A1, whose product is annotated as guanylate cyclase 1 soluble subunit alpha 1. The record is from RefSeq and is a predicted model, not a curated record. Bases 420 to 2495 code for a protein of 691 amino acids. Gene Ontology annotation, molecular function: heme binding; guanylate cyclase activity. Lineage: Eukaryota; Metazoa; Chordata; Mammalia; Artiodactyla; Hippopotamidae. The transcript has 9 exons. Gene Ontology annotation, cellular component: guanylate cyclase complex, soluble. Gene Ontology annotation, biological process: response to oxygen levels; cGMP biosynthetic process.
GGGGCCGGAGCUGCCUGAGUGUGGGCGCAGCGCGGGAACCGGGUUUGCUGCGCGCCGCGCCGCCCCGCCUGUUGAGCAGGAGCCGGGAGUGAGCGUGGCGGCCGCGGGCGGUGGGGACACCGGUGCAGGGGCUGGCAGGUGCCGCCGCUGGGUCCCCUCUCCCGCCCACUGCCUCCCGCCCCUGCCGCCCACUCUCCCCUGCGUUGGCAGCGCGGAUCUGCGAGGCGCCCCCGGGAGAGGCUGGCGAUCCGGGAACGCAGCCCCGAGGUCGGGGACGCCACCGAGAAUCCAGAGUCACUCCUCUUUCUGUUCUGACUUUCGGCUGCCCCUGGAUGCCCCAGUCACCAGUGUCCCUGAUCCUGUAGUGGCUUCUGUGUGUCCAUCCGCGUAAGGGAAACAGCUGCCAGGAGAGGAUCACCAUGUUCUGCGCGAAGCUGAAAGACCUGCAGAUCACGGGGGACUGCCCCUUCUCCCUGCUGGCCCCGGGGCAGGGCCCCAAAGAGCCCACGGGGGAGGCUGAAGGGGGCAGGCCCACAGCUCCCCCCGGGCGGCAGGGCCUCUGUGCUGGGGUCCCUGGGAAGAACCCGCCCGGACGGCUUCCACAGAGAAAGACCAGCCGCAGCCGCGUGUACCUGCACACCUUGGCAGAGAGUAUUUGCAAACUGAUUUUCCCAGAGUUUGAGCGGCUGAACCUUGCCCUUCAGAGAACGUUGGCAAAACACAAAAUAAAGGAAAGCAGGAAAUCUUUGGAAAGAGAAGACUUUGAAAAAAUAAUUGCAGACCAAGCAAUUGAAGCAGGAGUUCCAGUGGAGGUCAUCAGAGAAUCUCUCGGUGAGGAGCUUUUUAAAAUAUGCUAUGAAGAAGAUGAAUACAUCUUAGGUGUGGUUGGAGGAACCCUGAAAGAUUUUUUAAAUAGCUUCAGCACCCUUCUGAAGCAGAGCAGCCACUGCCAAGAAGCAGAAAAGAAGGGCAGGUUUGAGGACGCAUCCAUCCUCUGCCUGGAUAAAGAUCCCGAUUUCUUAAACGUUUACUAUUUCUUCCCCAAGAGGAUCACUUCCCUGAUUCUCCCCGGCAUCAUUAAGGCAGCUGCUCGCAUCUUGUACGAGACCGAAGUGGAGGUGUCCUCGACACCCCCCUGCUUCCACCACAACUGCAGCGAGUUCGUGGACCAGCCCUGCCUGCUCUACUCCGUCCACGUCAAGACCCCUCGGCCACCCCCACCCCCGGGAAAGCCCCCAUCCUCGCUGGUGAUCCCCGCCUCGCUCUUCUGCAAGACCUUCCCCUUCCAUUUCAUGUUGGAUAGAGACAUGAGCAUCCUGCAGUUGGGCAACGGCAUCAGAAGGCUGAUGAGCAGGAGAGACAUGCAAGGGAAACCUCACUUUGACGAGUACUUCGAGAUUCUGACUCCGAAAAUCAGCCAGACGUUCAGCGCAAUAAUGACCAUGUUGAACAUGCAGUUUGUGGUUCGCGUGAGAAGGUGGGACAACUCCGUGAAGAAAUCGUCCAGGGUGAUGGACCUCAAAGGCCAGAUGAUCUACAUGGUGGAGUCCAGCGCUGUCCUGUUCCUGGGCUCGCCCUGCGUGGACAGACUGGAGGACUUCACAGGCCGAGGGCUCUACCUCUCGGACAUCCCCAUCCACAACGCGCUGCGGGACGUGGUCCUGAUCGGAGAGCAGGCCAGGGCCCAGGACGGCCUGAAGAAGAGGCUGGGCAAGCUCAAGGCCACGCUGGAGCAGGCCCACCAGGCCCUGGAGGAGGAGAAGCGGAAGACGGUGGACCUCCUGUGCUCCAUCUUCCCCUGUGAGGUGGCGCAGCAGCUGUGGCAGGGCCGCGCCGUGCAGGCCAAGCGGUUUGGCAAUGUCACCAUGCUCUUCUCGGACAUCGUGGGGUUCACGGCCAUCUGCUCCCAGUGCUCCCCGCUGCAGGUCAUCACCAUGCUCAACGCGCUUUACACCCGCUUCGACCGGCAGUGCGGGGAGCUGGACGUCUACAAGGUGGAGACCAUCGGCGACGCGUACUGUGUUGCUGGGGGCUUGCACAAAGAGAGUGACACCCACGCUGUUCAGAUCGCGCUGAUGGCCUUGAAGAUGAUGGAGCUCUCUGAUGAAGUCAUGUCUCCCCACGGAGAGCCCAUCAAGAUGCGAAUUGGACUGCACUCAGGGUCAGUUUUCGCUGGAGUUGUUGGAGUAAAAAUGCCCCGUUACUGCCUUUUUGGAAACAAUGUCACAUUGGCUAACAAAUUUGAGUCCUGCAGUGUUCCCCGGAAAAUCAACGUAAGCCCCACCACCUACAGAUUACUCAAAGACUGUCCUGGUUUCGUGUUUACACCUCGAUCAAGGGAGGAACUCCCACCAAACUUUCCCAGUGACAUUCCUGGAAUCUGUCAUUUUCUGGAAGCCUAUCAACAAGGAACAACUUCAAAGCCAUGGUUCCAGAAGAAAGAUGUUGAGGAAGCCAAUGCGAAUUUUUUAGGCAAAGCAUCGGGAAUAGAUUAGCCAAAUAUACACCCAAUUGUUAGUCUUUGGGUUUGACUCCUUGGAGCAUGUGUAUACCCUCUGAGAGCACAUUGGGAUGGCAGCAAGCUAAGGAGCUGUAGUAACAUUUCAGGAGCUAAGUCACCAUCUACUUUUCCUUCCACUUACCAUGACAAAAAUGUAUUCACUUCAAUAUUCAAUUCUUCAGUGAGAAAGAAAGAAUGAAAGAAAGAAAGCAAGCUCAAAAGUGACUUUGGGGGUAUGUUUCUGUUAUAUAAGAAUCAUAUAACCUGUACUCAAAACUUGGCACCUUGUACAUAUAUUGGGUGAUUGUAGUGACCUGUACACAACCCAGUGGAGUUGUCUGCCUUCUGCCCUGGCCGAAUGCCCUGAUUAUCAAAGUGCUUGUGAUAGUGUUGGUUGCCUUAAAAAUGCUUUUUGAAUAGAAAUGAUAGUCUUUGAUACCAUAAGCUCUUUGAGCCUUUCAACUCUGCAUUUUGUUACAUUUCCUCAUUUAACUGUUAGCAUAUAUGACAAAAUAGGUUGAGGUUUUUUUCUGUUGCACUUUCUUUUUUCUUUUCCUUUUUUUUGAAGAAAAUAAUCCAUUAUGGGUUACAUGCAAUAUGAAUCUAAAGUAGUUCUUUUGUAAAUAUCAAAGAUGAUUUUAUAAAAAUAUUCUCCACAACAUAAUGUCAUAACAAUAAAUAUUUCCUUUUUUGACAUUUUUAAGAGCCUAUACAUGCUAAAGACUAUUUUAAUUCAUAAUAGCAAUUUCAUUUCUAUUAAUUCGUUUUUGUGUCAUAAUCUUCAGGAUAAAAGAGGGUUACAGCCUAUAUUAAAAUGCAAUAAUAUCAUUCUGAUUUACUUUAACCAGAAGCAACAUGGAGUAAAGGCAGCCUUCAGGGAAUGAAGCAUAAAGUACAGAAGUAAAACGUUUACACAAACAGCAGUAAUUUGGACCUAUUUCAGCCAAUGCCCUCCAUUGCCAGGCUGAGCCUUAUAAAGUUACAAUAGGAAAAGCUAAGUUCAGAAGUGGGGAAUAAGACUUGUUCUUUUUGCAGAUAGCUUAUUUUUAAGUAUUUGUGUUGAACACAUUGGUGUGUAUAUAUGUCCUCGGAAUCAUCAAGCUCUUUGUCUUAAGUACAUAUCUGUGAAUUUUUUAUUUUAGUGAAAUAACUCAAUGAUAUUUUAAAGAGAAUGUUAAUAUUGAUGAAGAAAAUGAUGCUGUGAUUUCAUUAUGGAAAUUUCAAAACAUUUUUCUGGAACGUGAACGUUUAUUUUUAAUGAUGUUAGUCUCAGAUCUCUGCUGAACUAAAUAACAUACAGUUUGGUUGGAGAUAAGCAAUCUGGUUUUAAAAAGAACGCAACUUCAAAGCAAGAGAAAGAUGAACAUUGUAGUGUUUAAGUCAGUAUUACCAGAGCUAUAGAUACACUGAUCUCUUAUUUGGGGAUCUGAGAAGUAACUCAGCUUAAAUUUUUAAAAAUUAUCUCCAUUGGUGCCCAGACUAGUCUGUGGUGACCUCAGGAAUAAAAGUCAUUGCUGGCUGGUUUCUGGCAUUCCUGGUGUAUUACUAUAAAUAUUACAAUAAUUAUUCUUUACUCAAUGAUGUGCCAAUGUAUUGUACUGAAUGUGGCUCAUUAAAUAUCAGUACUAUUAUUCGAGAGUACCACAGGCCUUGGGAAAAUAUAGUUAUAGUCUCACAAUUAUAUGAAGUUAAUAAAAAUAUUUAACAGGAAAAUAAAGACUUACAUACAUUUUUCUUCCUGGAACUGAGCCCUUAUUACAGGCAGAAUAAAAUUAGGAAUUCGGGGAAAUUAAAAAGCACAAAAUAAAGUGUAUUAUUUAUCACCUAUUUAAGCAGACCCAAAUUUGCUAAUAAUUUAUGUUCCAAAAGUUGUAAAUUAAUUAGAAUUCAAAAAAUAUUUUCUAUGCGUAUGUGUAAAUACACACACACACACACACACACACACACACACAUAGAACCAAUGGAAGAAAAUGUAAGCAAUCUGAGUAAGAGCUACAUGGGAAUUCCUUGUACUAUUCCUGCAACCUUUCCAUAAGUUUGAUAUUUACUCCAAAUAAAUAGUUACCAAACAUUUAUUUUCUUGAAAACAUUAAAUCAUCUGAUUCCCCGGGCCAGCCUGCAAAGGCUCCUUAAUUAUGGGAUACCUCAUAGCCCUUAAGCAAGAUAGACAUACAACAUUUCCAUGAUGGAAUGCACUCAAAAUCUGCAACUUGGAUGCUGAAAACUUUAAGGAAUCCCUUUUCCCAUCUCUGUCUUAUCUACUUUGGAGGGUGGAGGUGACAGAGACAUAUUCAGUUCCAGAGCACUGAAGGUAGCCAGGCAUGGAGCCCGAGGGUAGGUUCAUAAGGCAAGUUAGGGACCCAGACUGGGGCUUGAGGCUGGCGUGGAGUUGAGGAUGGAGAAAAGGAUGGACACAGAAUAUCUCUGACAGGCUUGGGGGCCAAGGGUUCUGAAUCUUACUGCCAAGUGAAUUGUCCUAAAAUAUAUGUAAUGUGCGUCCCAAGAUGCCUGUUCCUCCUAAGAACUCCAGGAGCUGUUUUUCUGGUUCUGUUGUUUCCAUGACUUCUUGGGUGGGAAGGAAGGAAGGGUUACUUCAGUGUUUCACUAACCUUUCCUCCAAAUUCCUCCUCCCUGACUUUGCAGGUCUCUCUGGGGCAGCUAUGGUGAGGUUAGGAGCAGCUGUAGAGACGGAGCAGGCUACUCGCAGGGGGCUAGCAAGGGAAGGAAGAAUAAAGGGGGGAGUGAUUGGGGGGCAGACAUGGCCCCCCCACCCCUAGAGCUCUACCUGCAAAGCCCGAAGUGAUGUCUAGGGCUUGCGUGCGUAAUGCUUGUAACUGUCCCAGAGGAUGGGUUAGUGGAUCAUUGCAGCUAUAAAUGCAUGGGUUUUACCUGAAUAAUCAUUAUUCCUCAGUGGAAAUGACUCUCUUUGAGGCGCAUUUGUUGGGGUGGCAGCAAAGGACACGGCCCUUCCCUAAACCAUGAAAGAAAGAGCCCGUUGUACCUGAUUGUGGGCUUGGGUGCGUUUCCCUCUGGAGAUGGCUGUGUGGGGACAGUUAAGAGCAGGCGGAUUUGCAGGGUGAAGGAUGGGGGAUGUGACACACGGGACACACGUGACACACGUGAGGGGGAAGGGUGGUCAGGAGGGAGUUGGGCCAGAGGUGUUGCGGAGUCUGUAAAGAAGGACAGAUCAUCUCCUGCAAAACCAAACCUCAGGUUGCUGCAGGGAUGAUAGGAAAGUGCAAUCCCCUUGUCCAAACACAGGCUAAAAGCAGGGACAGCUUGCUUUAGUCAGCAGGGAACACCAAGAGGUAAAUGUAAACCAGAGUUUACAGUGUUGCAACGUACAUACUUUGUAGGAAUUCUUCUCAAAUCCCGGGAAAUCUCUGCUUUCUCUUGUGAGAAGGGGAGGAAUCCCUCCCAUUGUGAGAGACAGGAGCUUCUGGAAGCCAUUAGCCAUUUGCAGUUCCGGUUGCCUUUGGUUUCCUUCUGCUCUUUGUGCAUUUGCUUCCAUGUUGUAGGCGAAGUGUGGCUCCCUUUAAAUGCUUCUUUUAUGGUGUUAAUGAUGUUCUCUCACUUGGUGUUCAUACUUUAAGCCACUUGCAAUAUUUUACACUUUAUGGCCACCUAAAUUUCUCCUGAAGCAGCUUUGCCCUUGACCUGUCACAACUGCAUCUCUUUUGAUCAGCGCAUGCAAUCCAUACACUUUUACCUCUAAAGCUAUUCCUGUAUUCAGUGCUUGCAAAACCAAACUAGCAUAGGUUUCAUAAAUGCAUAGAUUCCAAACUUUAAAAACUAAGCAAACGG